Messenger RNA from Aaosphaeria arxii CBS 175.79, 490 nucleotides. RefSeq lists its product as uncharacterized. The record is from RefSeq and is a predicted model, not a curated record. The coding region runs from base 259 to 432 and encodes 57 amino acids. The transcript has a single exon. Lineage: Eukaryota; Fungi; Ascomycota; Dothideomycetes; Pleosporales.
AUCGGAUUUUCCCAACUUUUGGCGUAUGCCUAAGACAGGUAAAUUAUGGGAGAUAUCUAAAUUGUAGUUUGAACGAAAAUGCGCCGGCGCGAAGAAAUGAGCGACCGGCGCAGACAAUAUAUGCUGCCUCCCUAGAGAACGAUCCCAAAUGAACGUCGUGUCCAGACCAAGGAAAACGCAACCAGAAAAAAACCCAAUGGAUGCAGCUCGUAAGAUCACACGGCGGAACAGAAAUGAGUUGAUAGGUAACUAAGGACUAUGACGCAACGCCUCCCUUGGGCGCGGGAUGUACAUCCUUUCAGCCACUCGCAGGCUCGCCGCAGAGAGUUCACAGGCGGCGCGGAGACGUCACGUCCGGCGGCCACCCUUUUGCGAUGGAUGAACCAUUCGGAGGAGGCCAGGAAGUAUGGAGAUGUCUGUGAGUGCCUGUAAUUUGUAUGUGAGUGUAUGCGAAAGAGGCUACCAAGUGCUUGGCUGAGGAGAUUCGCCG